Messenger RNA from Saccostrea cuccullata (small rock oyster), 1792 nucleotides. RefSeq lists its product as uncharacterized. NCBI's taxonomy places the organism in Eukaryota, Metazoa, Mollusca, Bivalvia, Ostreida, Ostreidae. The coding region runs from base 196 to 1689 and encodes 497 amino acids. The record is from RefSeq and is a predicted model, not a curated record. Gene Ontology annotation, biological process: DNA integration. The transcript has 4 exons. Gene Ontology annotation, molecular function: nucleic acid binding.
UCACGAUCGUAAACCAUAGUUUUGAGAGAUAAUCUAUAAUUCACAUUUGUCAAUCAUAGUUUAUCAUCAUAAACUAUAAUUCACAUUCGUUAACUAUAGUUUACAGACGUUAAAUAUAGUUAACAAUAGUUUUCAAUUUGAAUUCUCGAGGAACCAAUCAAGAGAAGUAAUACAAAAUGUGCGCCAUUGUAGAAAAUGGCUCUUCAAAGGGAAGCACGAGCAAAUUUGCCAUCCGUACAAAACUGCAUAGGAAGAAUUAAUUCUCUCUUGGAUAAUCUUAGAAGUCAAGCCACCAGCGAAUCAUUUGAUGCUAACACUGUGCGAUCAUCUUUAUCUGACCUACGACGUAACAUAGAGAGGCUGGAGUCGGCAGAAGUAGAUGUCAGUGAUUUAUUCGAAUGUCUAGAAAACUUAACUACAAAUUUCCCAGAUCCUGUUACCGACCCAGAUGUACAAGAUACCCAACCUUGUCUUUCUGAUGAUAACACAGUACAGAGAGAACCAAGUUCUACAGGAAGGGGAAGACAUCGCCUGCAAGUUGACAUGGACAAGUUGAAGGAGUUGAUUGACCUUGGAUUUUCAGUUACUGCAAUAGCAAAGAAUGGACUUUUAGGUGGAAAAAUACACCCUAACACCAUUUACAACCGUUUAAAGGAUGAAGAUAAAACUGUGAGGUCAAAAUACAGCAAUUUGAAUGAUGAUGAGCUAACUACAUUGAUCAGGACUUAUAACAGAGAUCAUCCAAAUGCAGGUUCAGAGGAAGUUUUAGCUGCCUUGAAAGUUCAGGGAGUUUUGAUUCCAAGAAAAAGGUGUCGUGAACUCUUGUCCAAUGUUGACCCAGUUGGAACUGCAACUCGUUGGUCCCGCACUAUACAGAGAAGGCAAUAUUGUGUGCCAUCUGCCAAUUUCCUAUGGCAUGUUGAUACACACCAUUCACUGAUCAGAUGGAACAUUGUGGUACAUGGUGGCAUUGAUGGAUAUAGUAGAAUGAUAACAUAUCUUAGAGCAUCCUCAUGCAAUACAUCAAAGGGAGCAGCUUGUUUCUUUCUAAAAGGGGUCAAUAGGUAUGGAAUCCCUAGUCGAGUGCGUGCAGAUUCUGGAAGAGAAUUUGUAGAUGUUGGACGUUUUAUGACAGCCAUAAAUGGAACAGAUAGGGGAAGUUUCAUCACAGGAAAGUCUGUUCACAAUCAGAGGAUUGAACGACUGUGGAGAGAUGUGUACAUGAAAGUUCUGGUGAUAUAUUAUCGACUCUUUCAUUACAUGGAAGAUAAGCAAGUUUUGGAUGUGAACAACCCAGUUCAUAGAUUUGCUCUUCAUUACACCUUCAUACCAAGGAUUGAUGCUGCACUUAAAGACUGGUCCAUAGUUCACAACAACCACAGGCUCAGAACAGAAAAUAACAAAACACCACAGAUGAUUUGGCUAGAGUCUUUGGCUUUUAAUGCAAACAGUAAUUCAACAGCCGUUAAAAAUACUCAGGAUGACCAGAUGGGCCGCCUUCCAGAGAGAUGUGAACACUUAAACAUAUCAAAUGAUGAAAAAUGUUAUUUGAAACCAAGGGAUGAGUGUCCAUUAUCUGAAACAGACAGGGAGAGAUUGGAUGAAGCAGUAAAUGUGAUGAAAGAUUCAGAAUCAUAUGGACUUGACAUUUUUGGGGAGGUGAUGGAUAUCCUUUCCAGUCAUAUCUGAACUUGUACUGAUUGAUAUUAAAUGCACCUUUGUACAAAUUUUACCUCUAUUCAGUUGUCCUCCAAAACAUGCAAUCAGCAUGCAAUAAAAACGUUUCAUUGAA